Trichomonas vaginalis G3 is the source of this 696-nucleotide messenger RNA. RefSeq lists its product as uncharacterized. The transcript has a single exon. NCBI's taxonomy places the organism in Eukaryota, Parabasalia, Trichomonadida, Trichomonadidae. The coding region runs from base 1 to 696 and encodes 231 amino acids. The record is from RefSeq and is a predicted model, not a curated record.
AUGAUAUAUGACCGUCUCCGCCAUCAGGAAGCAGAAUCAAAUUAUGUUCCACCGUUAUUUAAUGCAGAAGAACAAGAAGAUCAAGAUAACUGCGUGGGAAUUAUUUUAAGAUUUGUAGCAGGACAACUUCUACAAGGAGCUGCUAAAGGCGUAUUUAAGCAUUAUUUCCAUCAGGAAGCCGAGUCAAAUUACGUUCCACCCUCAUUUAAUGCAGAAGAACAAGAAGAUCAAGAGAAUAUCUGGCCACUUGUUGCUAGAAUUGUAGGAGGUGCUGCAUUACAAUGGAUUUUAAGCCGUCAAGAAGCCGAGUCAAAUUACGUUCCACCCUCAUUUAAUGCAGAAGAACAAGAAGAUCAAGAGAAUAUCUGGCCACUUGUUGCUAGAAUUGUAGGAGGUGCUGCAUUACAAUGGAUUUUAAGCCGUCAAGAAGCCGAAUCAAAUUACGUUCCACCCUCAUUUAAUGCAGAAGAACAACAAGAUCAAGAUAACAUUAUAGGAGCGAUUGUAAAUUGGGCUAUAAAACAAGGUAUACAGAAAGCUGGAGAUGCAAUUUCGCAGUAUAUUUUAUCCCAUCAGGAAGCCGAGUCAAAUGGUGGUAUGCCAGAAUGCAUAAGAGAGAUUUACUCCAGACCACAACCACGUUUUGGACCAUCAAUUAAAAUAAUGAGACCACCAGUAUUCAAACUCAAGAAAUGA